Wyeomyia smithii (pitcher-plant mosquito) is the source of this 604-nucleotide messenger RNA. RefSeq names its product NADH dehydrogenase [ubiquinone] 1 alpha subcomplex subunit 6-like. The coding region runs from base 42 to 419 and encodes 125 amino acids. Lineage: Eukaryota; Metazoa; Arthropoda; Insecta; Diptera; Culicidae. The transcript has a single exon. The record is from RefSeq and is a predicted model, not a curated record. Gene Ontology annotation, biological process: response to oxidative stress.
AAAACGCUUUUUUUCAUCAAAAUUCGAAACAACCUCAAAAAAUGUCACCCAUAAACGAAUCCAUCCUGCGAUCGACGCGUCAAGUUCGACCAAUUUUAUCGCUGGACAAUCAGGAAGCCCGCAAGCGAGUUAUCAGCCUGUACAAGUCUUGGUAUCGCCAGAUUCCCCAAACAGUGCAUGAAUUUGACAUUCCCAAGUCCGUGGCUCAGUGUCGAACGAAAUUGCGAGAGGAAUUUCUGCGACAUCGGGCCGUAACAGAUGUUCGUGUGAUUGACAUGCUGAUAUUCAAAGGACACCUGGACCUGAAGGAGACGAUCAAUCGCUGGAAGCAGAAGAGUCACCUUAUGCGGUACUGGAAUGAAUCACAGGAACCGAAGCCGAAGGACUUUCUGACUAAGUUCUAUCGGGGUUACGAAUGAGACUGAAGUAAAUCAGUGGUUUAUUCAUUACAACAUGUAAUAAAUAUUAUAACUCAUCUUGAAAGGUUGGAAUUAAAUUGCUAGUACAGCAACGAAUUGUGAAUAAAGAAUGUCUUUUCUGGUUGUGUUUUUGUGUUGUUAAAUAACUGUUGAAAAUUUGAGCCUUUCAUUUAAUAUAUAAAUUA